Molecule: messenger RNA, 1074 nt
Organism: Photinus pyralis (common eastern firefly)
Lineage: Eukaryota; Metazoa; Arthropoda; Insecta; Coleoptera; Lampyridae
Product: chymotrypsin-2-like
Exons: 4
Coding region: 290-1051 (253 amino acids)
Biological process (GO): proteolysis
Molecular function (GO): serine-type endopeptidase activity
Source: RefSeq, a predicted model, not a curated record
CGGGGCGCAUAGACAGCAAUAGAUAUUGUGAAAGUAACCUACAGUAACAGACAGAUAACAGUGACACCGAGGGUAAAGCGAAAUUAGAGUAAGGUACUCACUAAUCAAAUAUUAUGAUGGGCAAAUACAUACUCAUAUCAGAUGCGUUGUGCAAACCUUGGACGAAUUUACAUUAGAAGUGGAGCAUUGGAAAAAAAUGUUUUGAUAGUCCAGUUUAACAUUGCCGUCUCCUUGGGAGUUUGUAUAAAACACCGUAGGAAAAUCGAGAUGAACAAAACUGUUCUCCGAGAUGAAAAUAAUAUCUUUUGUAGUGCAAAUCGUUCUAUGUGUGCUCCCACUUGAUGGAGCGCCAUCCGAAAAAGUUCUCGGAGGUACCCUUGCGGAUAUUUCGUCUUGCCCGUACCAAGUUUCUUUAAGGAGCAAGAGCAACCAACAUUUCUGUGGAGGUUCAAUUAUUGGCGAGCAAUGGAUUUUGACUGCCGCUCACUGUCUUACUGGGCAGAGUGCUCCAUCCAUCAUGGUGAUCGUUGGUACAGUCACCCUCAACGCGGGGGGCUCUCGAUAUGGGGUUUUGGAAAUAAUCUCACAUCCUUCUUACAACACUAAAACUCAUGCUAACGACAUCGCACUACUACGCGUCUCCAGCAAAAUUGUGUUUGGUCCGACUGUAAAAUCCGUCACUCUAUCGGCGGAUCGCCCACCGGCCGGAAUGGUUUUGACACUAACCGGAUGGGGUCUGACAAGGUACCCCUCUGACACCAUCCCAAAUAGUCUACAAACCGUUCAAUUAACGGCAAUCAGCAUCGCCCAAUGCAAAGCUUCACUAUCCGGACAUUCAAUUUCCGAUAAUCACGUUUGCACUAGCGGGGGUGUCGGCAAAGGCGCAUGCCAGGGAGACUCCGGCGGUCCUUUAGUAUACAACAAUUUGCAAGUGGGAGUCGUCUCCUGGGGUAUACCCUGCGCCAAAGGCUAUCCGGAUGUUUUUACUGCCAUUGCGUCGUACGUCGCAUGGAUACAACAGUCGACCACGGGUCGAUCUGAAGCGAUGUAAAUUGUUUACCAUAGUAAAAUUGU